UAGUAGAAGACGCGGGCGCCAACCGCAGGGCUGGUCAUAACGCGUUUGUGCGUCGUCGAGCACGCUGCAGCGGCCCCUGGCGGAUUUACUUACGCGCCAAAACGUCUCAACAAUUGCCUGCUAGGAAGUGCAGUUCCCUUUGGUCAUCAAAAGGAGCCUAGCUGUGGUAAAAAGAAUCCAGAAAGAUGACGACCGCGAGUAUGCUUUUGACGGUGGCGACCACGUGGAACGUCUCUACCGACAAAAUUGACAAAGAGGGAUGUCUGAGCUUAGCUACAAAGCAUGUUACCGCUGAAGCCGCAAAAGAAGUCCGCGAGAGUCCUUCCACCAAGGAGCAGGCGCUGACUAUCAUGAGGGAGUGGAUCCAACAGAACAUUGACAUCAAAAAUGUCCGACAAGAUGAAUCAUUUCUACUUCGGUUUUUACGUCACAAGAAGUACAGUAUCCCGAUGGCCCAACAAACCCUGCUGAAGUAUUUGAGCUUAAGAAGAUACUAUCCCGAAAUAUUCAAGAACAUUGACUGUGAUGAUCCAAAACUAAAGGAUAUUCUCAGCAACGGGUACAUAGUGGUUUCACCGGUUCGAGACAGCAAGGGUCGUCGGGUCAUCGUUUACAAUAUGAGUAAAUUCAACGCUCAUAAGUACAACUGCUGGGACAUGUGCCGGGCCCACCUGCUGGUAUAUGAGAGCCUGCUAGAAGACUCCAUGGACCAGAUUUGCGGUUACGUGCACGUGGGUGACGGCAGUGGGGUGACCGGAGCACACAUUACCACUUGGAAUCCCACAGACUUUGCCCGCCUCUUGAAGUGGGGAGAGCAAUCAGUGCCCAUGCGUCACAAGGAGUUUCACUGUGUAAACGUACCGACUGCCCUCAAAUACAUCGUAGACUUCGCAAUUAGUAAAGUUACCCCGAAAAUGGCGGAGAGACUUAAUAUUCAUACAAACCUAAAACAACUUCACCAGCACAUAAAUGUUGAGUGCCUACCAACGGGAUACGGAGGUCCUUUGAAAAUCGAAGAUAUGGUCAAAUACACAUCACAAUUAAUUAAUGAUCAGAAAAAGAAAGUUCUUGGUCUGGACACAAUGGAAAUCAUCAGCACUAGAGGCAUCAUCUCUUCGAGGAGACCUAACACUAUCGUAGUGAACGGAGACGUUGCGGUACAAGGGAGCUUCAGAAAGCUAGAGAUAGAUUAGGUUACUGUAUUGUUAGUAUGUUAGACUUUUAGCUGUUAGUCAAUCUGUCUGUCGUACUCGUGUACCCUCGAGCACCACUGACUUUAAAUAUAUUUUAGCACUGAAAAUUGAAUGCUCUGAUUAAAUAUUAUUCGUUUAGGGCCUUGCUUAUUAAGAUAGGAUAAUUGUAUUCUAAUGACUCUUGUAUGUGUUAAAAGACUUUACAAGGUGGAUGGCAAAUAGAAAAAUAAAAAUUUACCAUUAUUUAGUAUCGUCACUUAACUACAAAGAUCUGAUGGGAAAUACAAAACAUCUUUUGGGCG
This is a messenger RNA of Spodoptera exigua (beet armyworm), 1495 nucleotides long. The record is from the annotation of a GenBank genome assembly. NCBI's taxonomy places the organism in Eukaryota, Metazoa, Arthropoda, Insecta, Lepidoptera, Noctuidae.